GCAUGCGCUUAAUCUUUCUUUCUAAAGAAAACGAGCAUAGUUUUGUGGCAGAGUUCAAGAAAUUAUUAAUUGAUUAUUUAAUUAUUAAUAAUUGCAGGCAGGAUUUAAAUUAAAAUAAUUGAUUAAUAAUCAACUGUCAAAAUGUUGUUAUUAAAAUUGAAUCAACGUUCAUUAUUAUCAGCUGAAAAAUUAGCUGUCAUGAUGAAUCAAUCAGCCGGAUUAAAAAAUUUUCCUCCACCACCUAAAAAAAGAGAUAUCGAAUAUCCUGAAAGAAUGAAACUAAAGAUAAUUGAAAAAGUGCCACAGUACCCACCAACUAUAAGACCAUUUAAAAUGCAAAAAAAAUUACGUCUAAUGAGAGGACCUGAACCCAUACAUACUUCUCUUAUUCAUAAACAAUACGGUAUUGUUGCAUUAAAAGGCGGGAGACUGAAGUACGAACAUUUUGAAAUGGCGCGUAUGACAUUUGCCAGACGAUUUAAGGAGUUUGAUAAAUUAUUCGCUAUCUGGAGAGUCGACGCGCCUUGGCAACCCAUCACCAAAAAAGGACAAGGUCAAAAAAUGGGAGGUGGUAAAGGACACAUUGAUCAUUACGCAACUCCAGUAAAAGCUGGGAGAAUAAUCCUCGAAGUUGGUGGUGAUGUUGAAUACUUUCAGAUUCAAAAAGUUAUGGAGAAUGUUGCGAUGAAGAUGCCAUUUGACGCCAAGGCUGUAACUUAUGAGAUGAUGGAGGAAGAGCGAAUCAAAGAGGAGACUCUUGAAGCGACGAAUUUAAAUCCUUGGACCUGGAAGUAUAUUAUCCAAAAUAAUUUAGGAGGUUGUCAUAAUUGGAUAAGUCCAUCUGAUAGAUUUUGGUUUAACAAACAUAUAUAAAUUAUUAUUGUUUUUUAACGUAUUAAAUAAAAAAUUGAUUUUCUUAGAA
Microplitis demolitor is the source of this 922-nucleotide messenger RNA. RefSeq names its product 39S ribosomal protein L16, mitochondrial (gene mRpL16). The transcript has 6 exons. Bases 142 to 873 code for a protein of 243 amino acids. Gene Ontology annotation, cellular component: mitochondrial large ribosomal subunit; ribosome. Gene Ontology annotation, biological process: mitochondrial translation. NCBI's taxonomy places the organism in Eukaryota, Metazoa, Arthropoda, Insecta, Hymenoptera, Braconidae. The record is from RefSeq and is a predicted model, not a curated record. Gene Ontology annotation, molecular function: rRNA binding; structural constituent of ribosome.